AUGCAGCGUAAGAUAGCCGAAUUCCUGAAAUCAAAAAAUCAAAAUCCGCAAUUAUUUCUGGACUUAUUGUAUAAGGAUCCACGACCCGAAUGUCUGUGUUUGAGAGGCUUUUGCUUGGAAUACGGAAUUGGAGUACGAAAAAGAGAGAUUCAAAUCUUCAAGUUAACAACUUCAUUUUCACUUGCUACUGCUGUUACUUCUACGAAAAAACCGAAACGUGUUCGUCAAAUAGUUAGAAAACCAUGGAAAUCACACAUCGAUAUUUUUACAUUUCCAGCAUCGAUUUCUACGCCCGAAAAGGCGAAUGAAAAUAAAAAUGGAGAACAUGAAGAACCAUCGACGAAACCUGCGAUAACUCAUAGAAGAUUUCCGAUACUAAAAGAAGGAAAAAAUAUUAUUGAAGGAUUUAUGCAUACUUUGAAACUUCAGGCAAUUUCGGCGUUUAUGCCGAAAGGAUAUCCAGACUCGGUGACGAAAGAUUAUUGGAAUUUUACUAAAUGGCAGUUCUUGAAUAAGACAGCUGGAUCGGUUACUGGAGUCUUAUCUACGCAAUCUUUGCUAUAUGCGAUGGGACUUGGAGCACAAUCUGUACCUCUGGCUGCAGCAUUAAAUUGGAUCGUAAAAGAUGGUCUGGGACAACUUGGUGGUGUAAUUUAUGCCGCAACAAUAAACUCAAGAUUUGAUUCCGAACCAAAACGUUACAGAUUUCAAGCAACUCUUUACAUGCAAUUCGCUAGUCUUUUAGAGCUUGUCGCGCCUCUUUAUCCGCAUCUGUUUUUGUUGUUUGCUUCGACGUCAAAUGUUGGGAAAAAUAUUUGUUGGCUGGCAGGUGCUGCAAGCAGGGCUCAAAUGACAAAGACUUUUGCAUUACGAGACAAUCUUGGUGAUAUCACUGGAAAAUCUAGAUCUCAGGGCACUGCAGCAGGAUUGCUAGGAACUGGAAUCGGAAUCGCCAUCAGCGCAACCAUAACGGCAAUGUUUUCUCCGGCCGUAUCGGUUGCAUCAGUUGCGCAGCCAGUAGUUCACAUAUUUCUUACAUUCAUUCCAUUCUCACUUCUAAAUAUAUACGCAGCUUAUCGCUCCAAUACCUAUGUCACAAGCAGCACACUAAAUAUCCAACGAACCGAGAUGAUUUUGUAUCCAUUUUUCAAAGAAAUAUUAGAUGAUGUACUGCACAAAAAAAAAAAUUUAUCAUUAUCUAACGAGUUUCUCAACGAUGUAAUUCCGACCCCUAAAGAAAUAUCAUUGCGUGAGACUUUUGUACGAAAAUAUCGUUCUAUAUUUCGUGUUCCGUUAGUAAUGGAGCCGACAUUACAGAACUACGUACGCGAUGAAUACGCAGAUGCCUUGAAAUCAGCAUUACAACACGAAAGGUUCUUGCAUUCAGAAGAAUAUUUCAUAUUGCAUGUUCCCGAACACCACCUUUUCGAGCAAUUCCACACUCCAUCUUAUUCGCCUACUUCAAAAACAUCAUCUCAAGAUCGAAUCUUCUUACCAGAGCAUAAACAACAUAUUGCGCUAUGGUACUCUGUGAAUGCCAAACCAAUCGACCUAAUUAAAGGUUUUUAUCAUGCAUGCGCAUUACGAUAUGUUAUCGAACAUGAUAAUACAAUACAGUUUGAUGAUCGAGAGAGGAUUUUGGUGGCGAUUCGCAAUACGCAUAUGGUGGUUGAGAAAUCGUGGGUAGGGUUGUUGAAUGAGCUGAUUGAUAAGAAAUGGGACAUUGAACAUUUGUUUUUAACUGAAACAAACGAUCAUCGAUUAAUAGUUGAAGAUUUGAAUCCUUGA
Messenger RNA from Ambispora gerdemannii, 1788 nucleotides. NCBI's taxonomy places the organism in Eukaryota, Fungi, Glomeromycota, Glomeromycetes, Archaeosporales, Ambisporaceae. The record is from the annotation of a GenBank genome assembly.